This is a messenger RNA of Homarus americanus (American lobster), 1511 nucleotides long. Its product is annotated as cytochrome P450 6k1-like. Bases 170 to 1336 code for a protein of 388 amino acids. The record is from RefSeq and is a predicted model, not a curated record. The transcript has 4 exons. Lineage: Eukaryota; Metazoa; Arthropoda; Malacostraca; Decapoda; Nephropidae. Gene Ontology annotation, molecular function: monooxygenase activity; iron ion binding; oxidoreductase activity, acting on paired donors, with incorporation or reduction of molecular oxygen.
CGUUAUUAUCAUAUCUAGAGAAGCCUGAGCUUUAGUCGCUGUGCGUCGCUUGAAGAGCUCUAACAGAUUGAGCAAGGGGAGACACGGAGAACGUAUAUGACACGACAAGAAGUGGAAUAUGAAACAAUAAAAAAACAAGAGAGAGAAAAACUCAGGGAAUAAAACAAAUAUGGAGGCAUCAACGUGGACUGUGGGUCUGGCAGUGGUGUUACUGUUCAUUGUGUAUUGCUGGAGGAAGUUUUCGUAUUGGUCAUCACGUGGUAUUCCCUCAAUCCCCGUUUUUCGCACCUUUUACAUUUAUCUCCACAUGAUCUUCAAGCGUACUAAACCCUUUUGGUACUUCCUAAAUGAGACGUAUCACGAGAAUGAAGGGAACAACUUCGUAGGCGCCUACGAGAUCUUCAAGCCGUCCCUGAUCGUGCGUGACCCUGGGCUAGUCAAGCGCAUUAUGAUUCAGGACUUUGACCACUUCAGCGAACGAAGGACAGUUGGUAAAUCCAAGAAAGACGAAUGCUUUGGAGAAAUGCUUUUUCUCAUCAACGGCAGCCACUGGAAAGGCGUCAGGUCUAUUAUUUCCCCAACUUUCACCUCCGGCAGGAUGCGUCAAAUGUACCACCUAGUGGAGGAGAAAGCAGAUGCUUUAAUAGAACGUCUUCAGCGACACUGCGAAGAGAAAUCUUUCGUUAAGACAAAGACAAUUUACGCCCGUUAUGUCAUGGAUGUUAUAGGUACCUGUGCUUUCGGUAUCGAGUGCAACUCCAUCAACAAUGAGGAGGAAGAAUUUUGCAAGAAAGCAAGUGAGCUGAACGCCAUCAGCGCGCGGGGAACAUUACGGGGAAUAGCUCUGUUAACGCUACCUAAUUCAGUGUUGAAUGCAAUCGGGAUUUCUUUUACCACUCCACCGUUCCUGUUCUUCCAGCGCGUGGUGGAGGAGACAAUUAAGAAUAGAGAGAUGGGAGUGAAGCGGGGAGACUUCCUGGACCUGUUGCUAGAACAGCGGGAGGAGCAGAGCAACUCGAACACCAAGACACCUAAGUACCCUAUAAAAGACUCGACGAUCGUCGCUCAGUCCGUCCUGUUCCUUAUCGUGGGUCAUGAAACUAUAGCCGGCACCAUGGCCUUCGUCUCCUACUACCUGGCCCGCAACCCACACCUCCAGCACCGACUUCGUCAGGAACUGAGGGACAUAGUGGAAGAACACGGCACGCUUACCUACCAGACCAUCAUGGAGGCGCCAUUCUUAGACGCCAUUUUCUCAGGUGAUGAACAGUUACUUAACUUUUUAGAUAUUUUUUUAUUCUUUCUUUUUUAUUUACUAAUACUUUUAGAGGUUUGAAAUAAAGUAGAUGCUCGUGGUUACUCUUCAGCUGCGUUACCAAGAGAAAGCCGAGCACCGUUUGGCUCGCAACACUAAAUUUGCUGUGGAAUAACGACAUUGGAUCAACGCUUCCAUGGAAGAGUUGUAAAAUCAUGGGAAAUUACUGGCGAACCGAGGCACGGUGCUCUGUGGC